Messenger RNA from Camelina sativa (false flax), 1458 nucleotides. RefSeq names its product putative indole-3-pyruvate monooxygenase YUCCA10. The record is from RefSeq and is a predicted model, not a curated record. Gene Ontology annotation, molecular function: flavin adenine dinucleotide binding; NADP binding; monooxygenase activity. Lineage: Eukaryota; Viridiplantae; Streptophyta; Magnoliopsida; Brassicales; Brassicaceae.
AUCCAUUUCCAAAACUAACAUUUUUUCACUGAUACAUUCAUACAUAUCCCCAUUUCCUGAUACUCUUGUAUAAAUAAUAUCAAACCACCAUCGAAUGAAGAACUCACAGUAAUCACAAAUUAAACACACCAAAGAGAAUCUUUCAAACAAUAUGGAAACCGUCGUGGUGAUUGUUGGGGCUGGACCAGCCGGUUUGGCAACAUCGGUUUGUCUAAACCAACACUCAGUCCCAAACGUGAUUCUCGAGAAAGAAGACAUCUAUGCAUCGCUUUGGAAGAAACGAGCCUACGAUCGUCUCAAACUUCACUUAGCCAAAGAGUUUUGUGAGCUGCCUUUCAUGCCACACGGCCGCGAUGUUCCAACCUUUAUGCCCAAAGAUCUUUUCGUCAACUACCUUGACGCGUAUGUUGCCCGUUUCGACAUAAAGCCUAGGUACAACCGUACCGUGAAGCUCUCAACAUUCGAUGAGUCCAACAACAAGUGGAGGGUCGAGGCGGAAAACACGGUGACCGGAGAGACCGAGGUGUAUUGGUCGGAGUUUUUGGUGGUUGCGACCGGGGAGAACGGAGAUGGGAACAUUCCCAUGGUGAAUGGGAUUGAUACUUUCCCCGGCGAGAUUGUGCAUUCGAGUGGGUACAAGUCCGGUCGUGACUUCAACGGCAAAAAUGUUCUUGUGGUCGGUGGUGGAAACUCCGGUAUGGAGAUUAGUUUUGAUCUUUGCAACUUCGGAGCAAAUACGACCGUUCUCAUUAGAACUCCGAGACACGUGGUGACUAAAGAAGUGAUACACUUGGGGAUGUCAUUUCUGAAGUAUGUUCCGGUGACGAUGGUCGACACAAUGGUGACGACUAUAUCGAAUCUUGUGUACGGAGAUCUCUCCAAGUACGGACUCUUGCGACCAAAACAAGGUCCUUUCGCAACUAAACUCUUUACCGGAAAAGCUCCUGUUAUUGAUGUUGGAACUGUCCAAAAGAUCCGCGAAGGCGAGAUUAAGGUUAUCAAUGGUGGGAUUGGAAGCAUCAAAGGCAAGACCUUAACGUUCGAAAAUGGACAUGAACAAGAUUUUGAUGCAAUUGUGUUUGCGACUGGUUACAAAAGCUCGGUCUGCAGUUGGUUACAGGACUAUGAGUACGUGAUGAAGAAGGAUGGAUUCCCCAAAGCACCCAUGCCGAAGCAUUGGAAAGGAGAGAAGAAUCUUUACUGUGCUGGAUUUUCAAGAAAAGGAAUUGCCGGAGCCGCCGAGGAUGCUGUGUCUGUCGCCGACGACAUCAGCUCGGUCUUGGCUGCCAUCAAAAACUGAAGCUGUAUUGGAUAACAUGCAAAAUAGUAAGACUUGAUAAGAAAAAGAAAAAAAGGAAACAAAAGUAAGAAGCAUAAUGUAUUGUUGUUGUUGAUUUGGUCUAAGUCUCUAGAGUGCAUGUAUAAAUUCAUAAGAUGAUAAAUCUGCCGUUUUUUUUU